UUUUACCUUGGUCCACAGAAAAAAGAGGAAAGGAUGUGACUCUCUCUCUUUCUCUGUACGUGUGUGUGAGUGUGUCUCUCUCUCUCUCUCUCUCGUGCCUCGUCGGCCUUGGACUCGUCACUGGGGGUUUGUUUGUGUUCCCUCUGCCCUUUGCCGUCGAAAUGGAGCUCGCCGGUGGGAAUUAGCCAGCGGGCGAGUCCGUCACCGCCGCCGUCUUUUCUUUUUUUUCUUCCGGUAGGAUGAUCCACCGGCAGGUCGUUUUGUCCCAGGUUUUGGUCUGCUUUGGGUUGACUGGUCAUUAUGCUGAUGCAGCUCUGUAGUUUCAAGAACUUGUACCAGAAUCGGUUCCUGGCCCUGGCGGCGAUGGCCUCCCCGACUCGCAGCGGCCAGAGCCGCCAGCGCUGUAAAGGUGCGGUCCGUCACAGCUACAGCCCGGAGAGCUACGCCGUCAACGGUCUGGACCAGGAGGCCUUCGUGCUGGGCCUGUCGCGGUCCACCAGUGACACCGAUCUGGUCUCCCCGGACGCCCGCUCCACCCUCGCCAUCAGCUCCUCCCACUACACCCUGGGCCAGUCCGAGGACCUGGUUAUCACGUGGGACAUCAAGGAGGAGGUGGACGCCGGAGACUGGAUUGGAAUGUAUAAUGUCGAUGAGGCUUUGUCUGAGAACUUUCUGGACUACAAGAACCGAGGCAUCAACGGCUCCCACAAGGGACAGAUCGUCUGGAAGAUUGACUGCAGCUCCCACUUCAGUGACCCUGAGACGCAGGUCUGCUUCAGAUACUACCACGGCGUCACCGGAGCGCUGAGGGCUACCACACCCACCGUGACCAUCAAGAAGUGCUCGCCACAUGUAAUAAAGCCAGUGGUUAGCCCUGAAGUCAACCAUGGACUGGGCAACAGGAGACUCAUUAACUUCUCCCUGUCAGACCUCCAGGCGGUGGGUCUGAAGAAGGGGAUGUUCUUCAAUCCCGACCCCUACCUGAAGCUCUCAAUCCAGCCGGGGAAGCACAGCAUCUUCCCCUCGCUGCCACACCACGGCCAGGAGAAACGCUCCAGGGUGGUCUGCAACACGGUCAACCCGCAGUGGAGCAUAGAGAGGUUUAGUUUCGUGUCUCUGCCGACCGACGUCCUGGAGAUCGAGGUGAAGGACAAGUUCGCCAAGAGCCGACCAAUCAUCAAGCGCUUCCUGGGGAAGCUCUCCGUCCCGGUCCAGAGGCUCCUGGAAAAACAUGCCAUUGGGGAUCGGGUGGUGAGUUACUCUCUGGGCCGCAGGCUGCCAACAGAUCACGUCUGUGGCCAGCUGCAGUUCCGCUUCGAGCUGACCACAUCCAUUCACCCAGAUGAUGAGGAGGUCUCCCUGGUCAUCGAGGCUGCCCGUCCUGAGCAGGGAAAUGCCGCGGACGUCAACCGAGCAGCUGACGCACCCGAUGACGACACACUAAGCGUGGGACCGGACAUGCCCGACCUCCCCUUGGAUGCCCCCUCCAACCCCGAGACGUCCUCAACCCCGGCCUGCGCGGCUGAGGGGUCCACGCCCGAGGAGGCGCUGCCUGCUGCUGCUGCUGCUGCUGCUGCUGCUGCUGCUGCUGCUGAGAAGGAAGUCGAGGUGUCACCAGAGGUGGAGCACGGAAACACGGAGGAGGAGGAGAGCACUGAGAGGGAGGAGCCCCAGGUGGAGCAACAGGAGGAAGAGGGGGCCUCGGCUCCGCAGCAGGAGGAGAGCACAGGAGUGGGGGACGAGGAGGGAGGAAUUGAAGAAAGGCAGUCGCAGGAAGAAGAGGAGGAGCAGGAAGAAGCGUCUGCACCUCAGCUGGAGGAGGCGACAGAGGAAGAAAAGGAGGUUGGGCAGGAAACACAGCCAAAAUCCGAGUCUGACAAUCCUGUCGCAAACGAUGGAGCCGCUGCUGACGAGGCUCCCACGGGGGAAAACAGCACCGCCCCGGAGGCUCCUGCCGAGCCAGCCGGGGGCGUCCCACAGGAGGCCACAGAGGGAGGGGAGAGAGGCUGCGCCCCCUGCACCUGCCACUCCCUCUUCUCCAACUACAACUCCCACGCCCCCUCGCGCCGCAAGAACCGCCCCUGCUCCCUCCCGGUGUCGGAGCUGGAGACGGUGAUCGCGUCGGCCUGCGGCGAGCCGGAGACGCCGCGCUCCCACUACAUCCGGAUUCACCACCUCCUCCACAGCCUCCCGUCGGCCCAACAGAGACCCCCCAGCCAGGAGGACGAGGAGGCCGGCGAGGGAGAGAACACGAGCACCAUUCAGGACACCACCUCCACAUCGCCUACACUCAAAAGCUCCAAAGACAGAGAGGAGGAGGUGCAGGAGGACGAGGAAGAGGAGGAUACGACUCACUCGCCCUCUCAGGUCCCCGAGUGUCCAGGUCCCUGCUGCCGUCGAACACUCCCCCGCAGCCUCUCCAUCGAACGCCUCUCGGAGCUGAACCAGCUCCUUGAAGGCGAAGGCGGAGGACGCGUAGCCGUGAGGAAGAUCUCCCCCUCCUGCUUGGAGAGCGAAGAGGGCGACUCAAGUCACGGAGGAGGAGGAGGAGGGAGAAGGGUCGGCGGGAGCGCCCACAGACCGCAGGGCGAGAACGAGUGCGAGUUCUGCGACACCUCGUGCUACAGCACCUCGUGCUACAGCACCUCCUGCUACAGCACGUCGUGCUACAGCAACUCGGGCUACGAGGGGAGGGGCCGCUUCUGCAGCCACACCCGCCUCUCCUCGGUGGACAGCAACCGGCUCUCCGGCAGCACCGUGUUCUCCUCCCAGGACGAGGACGAGGACGAGGAGAGCGCCUUCGAGGCGGCGCCCGAUGGCGGCAACGCGGCGGAGGGCCAGGUGGCGGGCGGCGCAGGGGGAGAGCGGAGGACGGGGAGGUGGAAGGAGGCCAGGAGGGGAGAGCCGGAGGAGCCGGCCGUGGCCGGGCCCAGCGAAAGCAACGGCAUUGGCUCAGGCUUCUCCCCUCCUGUUGGCAAUCCUCCAGUCCUGCGACCCAGCCAUGACCUUAACCAUUUUCCUGCUGCCACUGACCAAGCCUUACCUCCAAACUGGGAAGCUCGUAUCGACAGCCACGGCAGAGUUUUCUACGUGGACCACGUGAACCGCACGACAACCUGGCAGAGGCCGAGCCAGGGCGGCAAGUGUAACCACGGCAUCCCCCGCUCGGGGUCAAUGCAGCAGAUGGAACAACUCAACAGGAGGUACCAAAACAUCCAGAGGACGAUGGCCACAGAGGAGGAAGGAGGAGGAGGUCCGAGGUUGGAGCGGAGCGGCAGCACAGAGACGGAUUCGGACCCUGCUCCGCCAGGCCCCGCCUCCCCUGUCAAUCACCAGAAGAUCAGCCAUCUCCUCCAAUCACCUGCUGUCAAGUUCAUCACACACCCAGAAUUCUUCACUAUGCUGCACAGUAACUAUGCAGCCUACCGGAUGUUCACCAGCAGCAGCUGUGUGAAACACAUGAUCCUCAAGGUGCGACGCGACGCCAGGAACUUCGAGCGCUACCAACACAACCGGGACCUGGUGGUCUUCCUCAACAAGUUCACGGACAUGCAGAUGGAGCUGCCGAGGGGCUGGGAGAUCAAGACCGACCCCCAGGGCAAGUCUUUCUUUGUGGACCACAACAGCCGAGCGACAACCUUCAUCGACCCUCGCAUCCCUCUGCAGAACGGCCGGCUGCCCGGCCACCUCGCCCACAGGCAGCACCUCCAGAGACUACGCAGCUACAGCGCAGGGGAGGCCUCUGACGUGUCCAGGAGUCGCGGGGCCUCUCUGAUGGCUCGGCCAGGAAACAGCCUGGUAGCCGCCAUACGAGGCCAACAUCCCCCUGACUCACCGCUGAACGCUCCAUCUUACAACGACAAGAUAGUGGCGUUCCUUCGACAGCCGAACAUAUUCGACAUGUUGCAGGAGCGACAGCCAAGCCUGAGCAGAAACCAUGCACUGAGGGAGAAGAUCCACUACAUCCGGACAGAAGGCACCCAGGGGGUGGAGAAGCUGUCAUGCGACGCAGACCUGGUCAUCCUGUUGAGUUUGUUCGAAGAGGAGAUCAUGUCCUACGUUCCCCCUCACCCCGUCCACCCCGGCUUCAGCUUCUCUCCUCGUUGUUCGCCCGCCUCCUCGCCGCAGAACUCUCCCGGCUUGCAGAGGGCCCGGGCCCCAGCUCCUUACCGCCGAGACUUUGAGGCCAAACUGAGAAACUUCUACAGGAAAUUAGAAGCAAAGGGCUACGGACAAGGACCGGGCAAGAUUAAGUUGCUGAUCCGGAGAGAACACCUGCUGGAAGGAACCUUCAACCAGGUGAUGGCUUACUCCCGCAAAGAGCUGCAGAGGAACAAGCUCUACGUCACGUUCCUGGGGGAGGAGGGGUUGGACUACAGCGGUCCAUCCAGAGAGUUCUUCUUCCUCUUGUCUCAGGAGUUGUUCAAUCCGUACUACGGCCUGUUCGAAUACUCGGCCAACGACACCUACACCGUUCAGAUCAGCCCAAUGUCGGCGUUUGUCGAGAACCAUCUGGAAUGGUUCCGUUUCAGCGGUCGUAUCCUGGGCCUGGCUUUGAUCCACCAGUACCUGCUGGAUGCUUUCUUCACCAGACCCUUCUACAAGGCCCUACUCAGACUGCCCACAGACCUGUCUGAUCUGGAGUUUCUGGACGAGGAGUUCCACCAGUCUCUGCAAUGGAUGAAGGACAACGACAUCACCGACAUCCUGGACCUCACCUUCACCGUCAACGAGGAGGUCUUUGGCCAGGUGACGGAGCGCGAGCUGAAGUCGGGCGGUUCCAACCUGCAGGUGACAGAGAAGAACAAGAAGGACUAUAUAGAGCGCAUGACCAAGUGGAGGGUGGAGAGAGGGGUGGUGCAGCAGACGGAGGCCAUGGUCAGAGGCUUCUACGAGGUGGUUGACUCCAGGCUGGUGUCCGUGUUCGAUGCACGGGAGCUGGAGCUGGUUAUCGCCGGGACAGUUGAGAUCGACCUCGGUGAUUGGCGGAGCAACACAGAGUACAGAGGAGGUUACCAUGACGGUCACAUAGUGAUGCGCUGGUUCUGGGCGGCCGUCGAGCGCUUCAACAAUGAGCAGCGCCUGCGCCUGCUGCAGUUCGUCACGGGCACGUCCAGUGUGCCCUACGAAGGCUUCGCCGCCCUGCGGGGGUCCAACGGCCUGCGGCGCUUCUGCAUCGAGAAGUGGGGCAAAGUCACAUCACUGCCCAGGGCUCAUACCUGUUUUAACCGCCUGGACCUGCCACCAUACCCCUCGUACACCAUGCUGUAUGAAAAACUACUGAUCGCUGUGGAGGAAACCAGCACGUUUGGCCUGGAGUGAGAUGGACAGAAUGAUAAAAUCAACACUGCGUUUCCUCUCUGCAUUACCACUGGCUGGGCCAUAUAAUGCGAAGAAAAGAAAAGCGGCCCUUGUGGGCUCAAGAUACCUGGAUUGUACUCGACAAAAAGGUUUUGGGUCGUGUGGGUGUAUGUACGUCACUGUUAUGGUACCGUGUGGUGAAGUCUUUCACUUAGCUGAUCUUUAUGACAGCACCCAGCACUUAGUACACCACAGCAGGAAUAGAGGUAUUUUUAUAUUAAUCAUCAAGACUGGAUAAUAUGAGAAAAUGUUUGUAUAUAUAUGUAUAUAUAUAUACAUAUAUAUACUCAUAUAUAAAUAUAUAUAUACUCAUAUAUAUAUAUAUAUAUAUAUAUAU
This is a messenger RNA of Scophthalmus maximus (turbot), 5698 nucleotides long. Its product is annotated as E3 ubiquitin-protein ligase HECW1. Lineage: Eukaryota; Metazoa; Chordata; Actinopteri; Pleuronectiformes; Scophthalmidae. Gene Ontology annotation, molecular function: protein binding; ubiquitin-protein transferase activity. The coding region runs from base 301 to 5322 and encodes 1673 amino acids. The record is from RefSeq and is a predicted model, not a curated record. The transcript is spliced from 30 exons. Gene Ontology annotation, biological process: regulation of dendrite morphogenesis.